Messenger RNA from Astrephomene gubernaculifera, 4465 nucleotides. NCBI's taxonomy places the organism in Eukaryota, Viridiplantae, Chlorophyta, Chlorophyceae, Chlamydomonadales, Astrephomenaceae. The record is from the annotation of a GenBank genome assembly.
GCAAGCCGGGUUCCUGAUCGGCAUGCGGCUCGUACCGUACUUGACGCUAGGUUGCCAAACCCUGGUAGCACUUUACACUCUGUUUUCGCUAAUACCUCUACCUGUGGUACGCACGAAUACUCAAAAUGCCACCUAGAAGCACCAAGUCAAGGCGUCAACAGACUAUCACAUACAACUUGUCCAGUGUGCACGCCCGCGACGCUUUUGAAGAGGAGCUUGAUCUGGAAGAUGAGGCACGACAACACCAUCAUGCGGUUGGCAGGCGCAGUGGGCGUGGUAGCGCAGCGUUUACGCUUUCCGCGGACCUGCCCUCGCGAAUGCUGGACGGCAUGCACGAGUACUCCAGCCACAAAGCUACAACAGACAUGAUUAACCUGAUGGAGAUAUUUGGAUCCAGUAACCUGGACCGUGAAGUCAUCGAAAGCGUGUAUCUUGGCUGUAACAGCAGUUUCGAGCAGGCCAUGGAACAGCUGAUGGAGCUCGCAGCUGCUAGCGAUGCCGCUUCUACUCGUACGGGCAAUGGCACAAGCGCCGUUGCUUGUGGCAAAAACGCGUCUUCGACCUCGGUUGCUGACGCAGGCAGCUCCGUGCAGCCCGCUGCGGUUGCAUCCGGCUCAGGUGGUGACGCUGCCGCUGCUGCCACCAUGUACGGCACCAGCUCCAGCACCACCUCGCCAGCCGCAGCUGCUGCGGACACUGCCCCGGACAACAUCAGCAACAUCAGCACCUGCUUUUGGGAGCUGCUGCCGGAGGACCUGAAGCGCCAUGUGUUUGGCUUCCUGUCCUCUCGCGACCUGGCACGUGUGGCGCGCACAUGCAAGGACUUUGCCGGCCCCGCACGCAGCAUGCGCACCAACGCGCGGCAGCUGCAGAUCCCCACAGGUCUGGGCAUGCACGGUAUCAUGUCCAUGGUAGCAGGCCACCCCAACGCGCGCGCCGUGAGCCUGCGCCAGUGGGCUGCCGCGCCGCUGUCCGACGCGGAGUUCACCUCGCUGGUGGUGGCGCUGAGCGCGGGCAGCCGCAGCGAGCGGCGCCUGGUGCCGGUGGAGGCGCUCAGCUUCAAGGGCUGCAGGUGGCUGUCGGACGGACACGUCAUGACGCUGUGCGACACCAUGCAGCACCUCAAGGAGGUGGACCUCACGGACUGUGUGGGCAUCACGGACGCAGCCCUGGUUGCCCUAGCCAAGUACCAGCGCCUCGCUCCGGAGGGUGACGCGUCGUCCUCGGAUGAAGAAGACAAUGGUGAUGAAGCUGCCGCCGCCGCCGCCGUUGCCGACGCGGAUACUGCCGUGGCCGUCGACCGCGAAAACGAGCCGGACGAGGUGGAAAACGAAGACGAGGAGCUGCAGUUUGACUUUGAGAUAAGCACCGCAGUGCCUAGGGCUGGCGCAUCCUCCUCAGCGGCAGCUGCUCAUCAGUCGAACCGGGCGGCUGCCAUGGGCGAGGAGGGACAUGUGGGGGCAGGAACAGGAGAAGACGAGGAGGCACGAGAGCUGCGCAAGAAGGAAGAUGGCGCCGCAGACGCCGAGGACGUUGCGGAGGAGAUCAGCGACAGCGCCGGUGACGUCAGCAGCAGCGAUGAUGAUGAUGAUGAUGAUGAUGAUGAUGAUGAUGAUGAAGACGCUGCUGCUACCGAUGCUACUGCUACUGCCGCGGUCAAGGAGGAGACAUCCCGCAGUGCUUCUGCUGCUGGUGGUUGUUGUCAUGCGGCAGCUGGUGAGUCCCCCUCAUCCGCUGGCUCCCUGCUCGCCGGCGCCCUCGCGGCUGGGUUGAGCCUGGACCAAGCCUCUGCUGCCGCCGCCGCGCCUGUAGCGGGCGCAGCGCCGCCAAGGCAGCGGUACGGCAGCAGCGGCGGAGGCGGCGCUGAAUGCCGUACGCUGCAUGGUGAGGGGUCCAUGGCGGCGACGCCGCCGGCAGCUGUUGCGUUUGCUACCGGGAGAGGGACGACUCGCACCAGCGGUGGCGGCAACGGCAGUUCGCUGUACGGCGCUUCUCCCGCUGGCGGCGGCGGUGGUGUUCUCAUGGGAACGUCGUACGGCAGUGUUGGCGGCAUGGGCGCCGCCGCCGUCGGCAGCUACGGCGGCGCCGCCAGAAGCGGCGCCGCAGGUGCCGGCAGCCCAUGGCUAGGCGGUACAAGCCCUGCCAUGGCAGGAUCAGCAACCAAGAACUGGUUGUACGGCAGUAGUCCUGUGAUGAGCGCAACGCCGUACUUCCGUACAGCUGGAUCUGCGAACAUCAGCUACAACGGCUGGCUGGCGCGGGCGGCUAGCGCUGCCACGCACCGGCACAGCGGCCGGGGCUUGAUGAGUAUCAACAUAUCGGGCUGCUCCGCCAUCUCCUCUGACGGGGUUCGCUCGCUGCUCGCCGCGCCGCUGCCCAAGUCCUGCCUGUUGCAGCUGGACAUAUCGCGCUGCCCGCGCAUUACCCGCGCCGCACUGGCCCUGCCCGCCACGAGCAACUUGUGCGUCCUGCGCGCCUCCGCCUGCCACAACCUGCACGAGGUGAUCAUGCAGCUGCCGCUCACCUCGCCCCUCACCGAGCUGCAUCUGGGCGACUGCAAGGCGCUCAGCAAGCUUCAUGUGGUUGCCCCGGCGCUGCAGCAGCUGCAUGUGGGCAGCUGCCGCCACCUGACGCGCCUGCACCUGCGCUGCCCGCAACUGCGCCACCUCACCGCCAGCCUGUGCUUCAGGCUGAUGGAUAUUGAUCCCGAGCGCUGGGACGUGGGGCGGCUGGAGCACCUCAACCUCUUCGGCUGCCGCCACCUGGAGUGGCCCGGGCUGGCGGCGCUGCUGUCGCGCUGCGGCCCCGCGCUGCGGCAUCUGGAUGUGAAUGGCUGUAACGCCAUUGUGGCGGCGGACAUCCCAGCAGGCUGCAGCUCCCUGCAGCACCUGGAUGCCAGCGGCUGCAAGGCCCUGGUGUCCCUGCGCUGCCCCAGCCCCGCGCUGGCAGCCGUCACGCUGCGCUCCUGCCCUAGGCUGCAGGAGCUGGUUCUCGAGUCCGCUGCGCUGUCACGACUGGACAUCUCCAACUGCCCACAGCUGCGAAUCCUCAGCAUGCCCGCCCUGCACCCCCAGCAGCAACUCCCGCACCCCCAGCAGCAACACCCGCACCCCCAGCAGCAACAACAGGGAGUGGCAGGGCUGGGUCUGCCGCCGCAGCCGCCUCACCCCCACCCCCAACAGCAGCAGCCGCAGCCCCUAGCGGCGGCAGCGCUAGGCAGGAGGAGCAGCGCGGGCGGUAUCUUUGCUGCUGCUGCGGCGGCCGCCUCCCCUGGCAGCGCCGCUGGGGCUGCCGCAGCUCCCAACACCAGCAUCCCCGGGUGGGAGCGAGUGGGGGCGUUGCGUGCGGCGGUGGGGUCAGGCGGCGGUGGCGGGCCGGGUGGGAUGAUGGUGCGGAUGGCAGGGUGCGACCGGCUGCCGGUGGAGGUGGCGGUGCAGCUCAGGCGGCUGAGGGAGAGGGCCAAGCAGGCCGCUGCGGCGCAGGCUGCGGCGGGGGCGGCAGGUGCGGCACCGGUGUCGACGGGGGUAGUGUGUGCGGGGCCUCGAUGAUUGGUGGGAGGAGCACUUAGCUGAGCUGAUGUUUAAUUGGGAGCUGGUUGGUAAGUCGAAUGCAGCGGAGCUUUUGGCGGCGAGGGGUGAGGUGCGUGCGGUGCAUUGUGGUUUGGUUGCAAAGGUGGCCCAUUGGACGAGGACAUUGUGGUGGGAUAGGAGGCUGUUGUAUGACUUGUGUGACAGGGGGUUGCAUGGUGUUGGGGGUGUCUGGUAAGUAGACUUAUGUUCAGGUGUGUGGUCACGGGCACCUGCGUAGGCGUGAAGGUGCCGCCUCUUGGCAGCCGCGUCAUGGUAGCCUUCUGCGUGGCCGGGUUGCGCAAGCCUAUGGCGGCUGAUAACUGCAGUCCUGUACAGUAGGUGUUGACGCAUGGUUGGCGCGUUUCCCUGGGAUGGGCUGUGCUGGCUGCGCGCUGCAAAGGUCCUGAAGGUCCCGAACUUGGUUUGGACAAAUCAUUCGUUGCCGAAGAAGCCCUGCUUCACAAGAUCGGCUGGUGCUCGACACUUACCGGUAUAUUGCCGCCAAACGCAGCCUUUCCUUUGGAAAGUUGGUGUUGAUUGCUGGUCCGCAGAGCUGUACCACGGCAUGCGGAGCCGUUUGUGUGCAGUCACCAGCAGUUGAGUCAUGCAGGGCAUACAACGGAUUGGGUCUUUUUCCGCCGGGGCAAGUUAAAUCGUGAAUCUGAGCGGAGCUGUUGGUGGUUGAUACCUGCUGUCAUGAGACGAUGAGAGUCGCCUACUGUACAGUAUUCGUGCCCUGCCCAGACCCCCGUGCAGGGAGGCGCUUGCGCUGAGGGCGCAUCAUAACACUCCCUCCGCAAAGUUUCAAGUGCAGCCGCGUCCCUUACAUCUCAGCAACACCCCUCACUUCCUUCCUCACCUCACUUCCUCUCUCACACUUCACCACUCCUCUUGCA